Messenger RNA from Penicillium canescens, 1071 nucleotides. RefSeq names its product protein erg27 (gene erg27). The transcript has a single exon. Gene Ontology annotation, cellular component: cytoplasm. Lineage: Eukaryota; Fungi; Ascomycota; Eurotiomycetes; Eurotiales; Aspergillaceae. Gene Ontology annotation, biological process: signal transduction. The coding region runs from base 1 to 1071 and encodes 356 amino acids. The record is from RefSeq and is a predicted model, not a curated record.
AUGGCUGAUUCUUCCUGUUCCAGUUCCCCAGUCUCCGCGACUUGCGCUUUAUGGAUGGCCUCCUCCGAAGUUGACCAGAAGGCCUUGGGCAAUUUUGCGGCCGCCAUGAGCCUCGAAAGCCCAUACCUCUCGGCAAUGUUAUACAAAGUGCUCGGCGUGUCUGUCAUGCUAUCGAAAAAGCUGCUUCGGGCCCGCAAACUCCGGCGGCUAGAUACAACACGCGAAACAAGGUCCCUCCAGCUGUACCACCACAUCAUAUGGCUCUCCCGUGAGGGCCUGCUAAUGUUAGAAGGCGCUAUUCUGCCAAUGGUGGACAUGUCUGUAGAACUGAAAGUCCUCUCCUACAAACUCCGCGCCUCAUUCUACCACAUUUUUGUCCUGUUCCACAAUCGCCCCGUCGUCCAAAUCGAUACUGAGCCUCCAGCUCGCUUCAAACAUGACUCAAUAUAUGGUUCGGACUCCUUAACCGCUCUGGACCCACCCGAUCCUCUCCAUCCAAAAUCGAUAUUCGCCUCCCGGCCCCCAGGCCUAUCCACAGUCCAACCAGUUCAGCCACCCCAACCAGCCUCCUCCUUUCUCCUCCCACCACUGGACUACACCGCCACAGCAACAGCCUGCUUCAACCAUGCCGCCACCCUCUCCGACAAACUUCUCCCAGGCUCCCACCCGCUCCGUUUGUCCGUCAAGCUCGAAUACGCCGCAUACCUCUAUGACUGCCUCCAAGACCCGGUCGCCUGCCGACGUCUGGCAAAACAAGCAAUCGCAGAUGUCUACAACGCCCAAGAAGGCAUGGACGACGAAGCCUUCGAAGAUGCAGCAGAGAUCGUCGGCGUACUAGGCAAGAUGGUCAAGCGCGGCGGCAAACUGGGGAGCAGUACCGCCGCCAGUAGCGUAUCACGCGGCGGUCAGUCACAGAGCCAAAGCAGAAGCAGUCGCAGUCCCAGCCAUCUCGAUACGAGCGUGCCUACCACUGUGUCUCCCGUUCCAGUUACGAAAUCCACACCUGCUCCUCCCUCCGUGUCCGGGAUGGAGCCCGCGGUCCCCAAUGCGAACAUGAUGAAUCCGAUUUAA